This is a messenger RNA of Auxenochlorella protothecoides, 1956 nucleotides long. RefSeq names its product Protease 4. Gene Ontology annotation, biological process: proteolysis. Gene Ontology annotation, molecular function: peptidase activity. Bases 1 to 1956 code for a protein of 651 amino acids. The transcript is spliced from 13 exons. Lineage: Eukaryota; Viridiplantae; Chlorophyta; Trebouxiophyceae; Chlorellales; Chlorellaceae. The record is from RefSeq and is a predicted model, not a curated record.
AUGACCCUCAUUUGCUCCCAGUUUCUGGAAAUACUGGAAGGCGUGCACUUGGGCAUGCACGUCUUCAUGGCAGAGGCCGCCUGCGGGCAUCUGCUGCUGAGACAGAGAGAGCUGGAGUUCCACUCCGCACCCGAGGGCGUGAGUGGCUGGCUGAACCAGGCUCGGCUGGCCUUUGCCCUGCCAUGGCGACAGAUCUCCGAUGGAUCUGUCAUGGCGUUCACACUGUCUGGAGCGUUGCCAGAUGUCCCACAGGGACGCUUCUCAUCGGCCAUGUCGAUGCCGCUGCUGACAGAAGCCCUGAAGAAGGCGGCUGCUGAUCCGCGGAUUCGUGGCAUUGCGGUGAAGAUCGAUCCCCUGUCCAUCGGUUGGGCCAAACUCCAGGAGCUGCGGCGUCACAUCGACUACUUCAGGGAGUCUGGCAAGUUCAGCCUGGCCUACAUGGAGCGCGCGGGCGAGAAGGAGUACUACUUGGCAUCCGCCUUUGAGGAGAUCUAUGCGCCCCCCACCGCCUCGCUGGGCCUGCGUGGCUUCUCUGUUGGGGGCAGCUUCCUCAGGGGAGUCCUGGACAAGAUUGGGGUCGAGCCGGAAAUCAAGCGCAUCGGCAAGUACAAGUCGGCGGGCGACCAGCUCCUGCGCACAGACAUGUCGGAUUCACAGCGGGAGCAGCUCUCGGCGCUGCUUGACGACAUCUACGCCGGCUUCAGCGCCGACGUGGCGAGCUCUCGCGGCAAGACCGAGGCUGAGGUGCGGGAGAUGCUGGAUGCGGGCUACCACCAGGCCGAGGAAUAUGCAGCGCAAGGCUGGAUCACUGGCCUCAAGUACGAGGACGAAGUGGAGGAGCUGCUCAAGCAGCGCACGGGCGGCAAGGAGGACAGGGUGCUGCGCGCGCCGCUUCGUCGUGUGGCGGCGGUGGGCAAUUCGGUGCUGCGGAAGCUGGCCAGCAGGCAGGUGAUUGCCGUGGUGCGGACCGCGGGUGCCAUCAAUGGAGGAGGUGGGGGGGGCCUCCCCUCCACUGGCUCUGCCAUCACCGCGCCAGACGUCAUCCGCCAGCUGAAAGCGGUCAAGGACAACAAGAAGGUGGCGGCCGUCAUCCUGCGCAUCGACAGCCCCGGCGGCGACGCCCUGGCCUCCGACCUCAUGUGGCGGGAGAUUCAGCAGCUGGCGGCCAAGAAGCCGGUCAUCGCCUCCAUGGUGGAUGUCGCGGCCUCUGGCGGCUACUACAUGGCGAUGGGCGCCACGCACAUCGUGGCCGAGCCUCUGACCAUCACCGGCUCCAUCGGCGUGGUGACCGGGAAGUUCAGCCUGGAGCGGCUGUUUGAGAGGGUGGGUUUCAACCAGACCACCAUCUCCAGGGGUCGGUAUGCCGAGGCCCUGACGGGAGCGCGGCCCCAGUCCAGCGAGGAGGAGGCCUGGUUCGACGAGGGGGCCUGGAUCGCGUACCGCUCCUUUCGCGAUCGGGCGGCGGCGAGUCGGGGCGUCUCGCCCGACGACCUGGAGGCCGUGGCACAAGGCAGGGUGUGGUCUGGGCGGCAGGCACUGGAGCACGGCCUGGUGGACGUGCUGGGCGGCAUCGGGCGGGCGCUCCAGCUGGCCAAGCUGGCCGCCGACAUCCCGCUGGCCCAGAACGUGCCCGUCAUCGAGUUCUCCAGGGCAAAGGUGAACCCGCUGGCGCUGCUGAGCGGGUCGCGGUCGGCUGCCUGGCUGCCGUUCCUGGCAGCAAUGAGCGUUCUUCCCCCGCAGCUGCACUCGGCGUUCCGAAGCCUGUAUGGCUCGGUCGCAGCUUCUGCAGGCGGACUCAAUGAGAUCCAAGCCAGUGAUGGUGGCCUCCUCAGCGGGCUGCGGUCCGGGCAUCCGCUUGCCCUCUCCCCCAUCGUGGAGGUCACCGCCGUCUCCUCCCCUUCGUCCACGGUUGGGCAGGUCUGCGACUGCCGCCAAGAGCCUUUUGGGGGCAAGUGA